This is a messenger RNA of Diaporthe amygdali, 4518 nucleotides long. RefSeq lists its product as uncharacterized. The transcript is spliced from 3 exons. The record is from RefSeq and is a predicted model, not a curated record. Lineage: Eukaryota; Fungi; Ascomycota; Sordariomycetes; Diaporthales; Diaporthaceae. The coding region runs from base 1 to 4518 and encodes 1505 amino acids. Gene Ontology annotation, molecular function: protein binding.
AUGGCUGGCCCAAACUUGCCAUCCAGCUUCGCUUCGGCCGCAGCAGGCCAGAACUCCGGUCGCGACAGAGGCAGCACCCGAGGUGACUCUCGUGGCAGUGGCAGUGGCAGUGGUGACUGGCUACGAAGGGACGGCCGUUCUAAUGGGACUGCUAUCCUCCGCCGAUCGUCGACCACGCCCUUCAACAACCAAGCGUCAACACUUCCCGCGAUAGACAAUCUACUCAACGCCUCUGCCAACGAGCCCCAGCCUCCUUCUGCUUCUCCUUUCGCCUCUGCACAAGAAAUCCCGAGUAGCAAAUACUCCAGAGACGACCUGCUUGAUGUUGGCAAGAUGACGGACCCAGGCAACGUUGAUCUGCAAGCAUUGUUCAUGUCAAGCUUCAGUCCUAGUGGCCAUGUUAAUGGACAAAAUACCAGGGGUUGGGGCAAGCCUAAUGACGCACAUGCUCACAACGAUCCUUCCGUGUGCUGGGACCAAGACGGGGAAUUAGGCCCACUUGGUAACCAAGACAUGUCCGUUGAGGAAAAGGAGCUUUACGCCUCAGAUGUCAACUCUCCUCUGAAACAGCAGCAGCAACAGCAGCAGCAACAAAACCAGCAGAGCAAGGAGGGUGGCCAGAGCGCGGGCGUCAACGGACGAAAGCCGUCCAUGUCUCACAACCUGACUUCACCUUCCGGCGCACCGAGACCCGCCACGCGCCGCAGGGAGACUACAGACACCAACCCCUUCUCUGGCGGCGGAGGUUUGAUUUCGCCCGUCGGCGCUGGGCCCAGUCGAUUUGAUAUGUCCUGGCUGGGGAGGAAUCGCGCGGAUACCAAAGAGAUUGACGCCCCUGACGAAUCAAACAAACCUAGUGGCGCUACAGAUCCUGCAAGGCAGGCCGGAUUUACUGGGCUGGCUCGCAGCAACACCGCCGGUGGUGCUGGUUUUCCAUCUGUUUGGGGCGCCUCGGCCACCACCACACCCGUGACCACGACGGGCUUCGGCGGGUUCGGCAACUUUGCCAUCGCCACACCUGGCGCCGCCGACAAGGGAUUUGGGGGCAGCACCGGUUCCCGCUUCUUCUCGAGGAAGGAAGACAAUGUACCCCUUGAAGACCACGCCACCGGUUCGAACGGAAGCCAGCAAUGGGCAACCCGCUCCCGCACUGACACGGAUCCUUUUGUAGGAGACGUAGGCCUCAGCGGCAGUGCUGCUCUUGGUGGUGCUCGAGACACAAGCCCCCCGCCUAUGCCAACGACAGGGCCCCAGAUCUUCGACACGCCAGCCAAGGGUACCACGGGCGACUUCGGCAUGUCGGGUCUCAACCUGGGGGCCGCGCGGGAGCGGAAUGCGUCUUCGGCUAGUCCCUCUCAGACCAACCCUUACCGCAGCCCCCCGGCAGAGCGUGGAGACAACGAGCCUGGCGACUACAGCUACGACAAGUCGCACCCGGUCGGCGCGCAAUCUGAACAGAACUCCAAUUUCGGCUCAAUCCGUGGCUUUCCCGCUGCCGCAUUUGAUGGUAGCGAUCGCAGCCAGACCUCAAGCGUCGGUGCCAAGAAUUACCCAUCCCUGGGCAAUAUCGGAGGAUGGCCUACUGGAUUCCCCAGUGCGACCCCUGACCGCGAGCGCUCUGCGUUCGGUGGCGCUUUUGGGAGCUCCGUCUUCAGUCCCAUAGGCGGCGACAUGCAUUCUCCCGGUUUGGGCAGCAUUGGAGGGCUCUUUGGGACAGGAAACGGCGGCCUCGGAGGAGCGGGCUCACUGAGGGGUGGCAGCAAAAUCCAGUCACUGUUUCCUCCUGCCAUGCAAGCCCAGAUGCAGAACCAAGAGACCGAGUCGCUGGCGGAUUCUGUCCCCGAUUUGAGGCAAACCAACCCAUUGGGCGUUAUUGGGGCCGGCACAAUCGGCUCUCAGCGCGACACUGAUAGUCCGGUACCGAUGGGCGGGCGAGGUCUCAUGGACAUCUUUUCGGGACCCCAAUCGGUCAGCUCGCCUAGUCUCUUCACCACCGCUGAUCACAACCAGCCCCUUCUGGCCACGGCUCCGCAAGGUCAUGCCUUUGUCGGCACGGCGCCACAACCAACCUCAUUCACUCCUGAUCCUACAGCUGCUGGGCCUCCACAAUCGCAGGCUAGAACCAUGGUCAUGCCAGAUCGUAUGCGCUGGGUCUACAUGGAUCCCCAGGGUCAACAACAGGGGCCAUUCACAGGUCUUGAGAUGAAUGAAUGGUACAAAGCCAACUAUUUCACUCAAGAUCUCAGAGUUCGCAAGGUGGAGGAUCCAGACUUUGAACCUCUAGGCCAACUUAUUCGUAGGAUAGGCAACUCUCGCGAGCCGUUCCUUGUGCCGCAGGUUGGCAUUCCACACGGGCCUGCACCCCAGGCCGGCGCCUUCCCUCCAGGAGGUGAUGCUCGAGGUGUGAUACCACCUCUGCUCGGCGUCGUCCCCAGCUACGGCAAGACUUUGACCGCCGAGGAGCAGAACAAUCUGGAGCGCCGCAAGCAGGAGGAACAGCUCGCGAUGGCCCGGCAGAGGGAGGUGAUGUCGCAGCAAGGCCACUUCCGUAACGUCCAUACUGGUCUUCCUGGUGGUCUCCAGCACCAGGCCAGCAUGCACAGCUUGCAGAGUCAGCCAAGCUUUGGGAGUAUGACUUCGCCCAUUGGGAUGCCCCCUCAGCCGCCCAUUGGCGGCGCGAUAGGGGCUCCUACGCCAGGCUUCUUCGAGCAGCCUUCGGCUGUCAAUAAAGCAGCAGGUCUCCCGAACGCUAUGAGCGCAGGACCGGACCAUGUUCGACAGGACUUGACGGACUCAGAGCGCCAAUUGAUGGCGAAUUAUCACGGACCUGGUGGCGUCUCCGGUAUGUUCCCGCCUCAGCCUGUCGGUCCUCCUGCAACAGACCUCAAGGGUCGACUUCCGAACGUCGACCAACUGGAGAGGGAUCCCGAGGGGUUCAAAGAUAGACUGAAGGAAUUUCAGGAAUACCAAGGCAUACCCACACAACGCGCCGACGAGGAAGCCCAACCAGGCCCUUCUCAAAGUGGGCCAACCAGGGGACUGGCUGACGAUGCCGUCGCUGCGAACCUUGCCGAGGCCGCUCGAGUGAUCAAGGAGGCCACUCAGGAGCCUUUUCAGUCGCAGCCCGAGUCGAAGCAUGCUGAGUCGCAGCAGAACCGACAGCCCCAUCCAACACAGAGCCUUUCACUGACCCAACAGGUCCAGAAGGCGCAAGCUGAUGCUGCUCAAGCCGCUCAACGGCAGGUGCAGGAUGAAGAUGCGUGGGCAAAGCAGUCCGCGUCCACCGGCCUUCCCAUGCCCUUCCCUCCGCCACCUUCGGUCUCUACACAUCUCCCUGCGCCGACUGCUCAGCGGCGGUCCAAUAUUGCCGACCAGUACGCUGAGUCACGCUCCCAGAGUCAGACUCCUGAUAGUGCCGCCGCUGCCCCUCCCCCAUUGGCACCCUGGGCUCGCGAUCCUGGAUCCGAUGCGCAAAAGGGACCUAGUCUGAAGGAGAUCCAAGAGGCCGAGGCCAAGAAGGCGGCCAAGCUCGAGGCAGAGCGCCGCGCCGCGCACGAGAAAGAGGCUGCGCUGGCCAAGGAACGCGAGAAGGCCAACCCUGUCGUGCUACCCGGGCUGCCGACGUCCAGCACCUGGGGCAGUGGGUCUCCGGCUCCGUCGGUGUCCAGCCCUUGGUCCAAGCCGAGUGCAGUCAAAGCUGGCGUUGUAGCGACACCUGUUACCCCAACUAGCGGCGAUCGUAAGAAGACGCUGGCCGAGAUCCAGCGCGAGGAGGAGGCGCGCAAGCAGAAGGCGGUCAAGGAGCAAGCUUCGCAGACAGCUGCAGCUGCUGGUGCCUCCGCCUUGGGCAAGCGAUAUGCCGAGCUGGCCAGCAAGACUGGACCCCCAGGCAUGACGACUGCCGCUGCCGCUACUGUGGCAGCCGCCGCCAACGCCUCACCCACUAUCGCCAGCGGCUGGGCGACGGUUGGUGCUGGUGGAAGGGUUAAGGUACCCACUGGUCCUGCCUCGCAUUCCUCUCAGGCCCAGGGUCAGCAAGCUCAGUCGCCGAGCCCCUCUACUGUUCGCUCCCCGACAUCCCAACUGGCGAAGCCGCAGGUCAAGCCUGCCACGGCCGCUGUCGCUAAGAGCAGCGCUACUAGCGAAGCCCAGGGCGAGUUCCAGAAGUGGGUCAAGGCAGAGCUGACCAAAGGGCUCAACCCUGGCACCUCGGUCGAUGAGGUGGCGGCGUUCCUGACGGGCAUCCCUCCCGAGAGCGAUAUGAUUAAGGACAUCAUAUACGGGGCGAGCUCCACCAUGGAUGCACCGCGCUUCGCGCAGGAGUUCAUUCGCCGGAAGAAGCAGGCGGAGAAGGGCAUCUUCGAGCCUGCUGCAGUCAGCGAGUCCAAGGCCGGGUCUGGUGCUGGUGGAUGGUCCGAGGUGGCUAAGAAGGGCUCAACCAACCAGCCCAAGGACAACGACGUCGUUGGUGCGGCAGGCUUCAAGGUUGUUCCUGGAAGGAAGAAGGGCAAGAAAUGA